AUGGUUGUCUUCUUUUCUUGCCACCUCCCUGAAACAGUCAUUUUGAACAGAAAGAGAAAGAGAAAGAAGAAGAGGAAGAGAAAGCGGGAAGAGCCCAUUCAACUCCCAACACCUCGGUUGUUGCGUGCCAGUCGAGUCUUUGUUCUCUUUUUUAUUCUUGAAACUCGAGUCAAUAUGUCUAACAGGUCGAAUCGACGGCAAAAUGGCAAUCAGAUAAGAGGGCCACAUUCAGCUCUCACUGACUUUCUGGCGAUUCGACACCACUUCUGGAAGUCAAACCACAUUUCUGCAGCCCAGAUUCAGAAUGAUUAUCAAGAGCGUUUGCGUCAGGUAGAACGUGAAGUCGAACGAGAGCAUAGAGAAAAUAGCCAAGCCGACGAACAAUAUGAGGAUGAGAAUGCCGGCGAGUCGCCCGAGGAAAAAAAGAAGAGAAAACGAAAAGAGACUGCUACCUUGGCCAAGAUCAAGCAGAGCAAAGAGUUUGCCCGUCGCAAAGCUGCCCGCAAGGGUGAUGCCUCCGAUGACGAUGAAAUAGCUCGCGACAUGAUGUAUCAAAAGUCACGGCCGGUACCGGGACAGUUGGACAACUGCGAAAUUUGCGAAAAAAGAUUCACUGUCACUCCCUACAGCAAGACUGGUCCGGACGGUGGCCUCCUUUGUGCUAAGUGCUCCAAAGACCUGGCCAAGGACGAGAAGAAGGCAAAACCGAAGAAGACUACGCCUAAGACUGGUCGUCGUCAGAACCAAAGCAAGUUACUGGAUGGCGUUGCUCAGCGAGGCGCUUCAAGUUUGGUAGAAAUGUGUACGAAGAAAGUUGCGGAUAACAUCAACGACGUGGAAGAAUUCGGUGACUUGCCUCCACAGCUGCUUCAUCGCUUGAGUCAGAUUCUAUCCAAGAGACGAGUGCUCACUCCUCGAACACUUCAACUCUUUCUACGUUCAGAGUUUGAUGCAAUCAAUAUCUACGAUUGUGGGAAACUUGAGACGGAUGAUUUUGAAAAGAUCUUUGCAUUUAUGCCGCAUCUUGUGCAUGUCAACCUGCGCUUUGCAGGCCAAAUGAAAGACAAAGUCGUUGAGUAUAUGAUGGACCGUCAGCUCAAGAUCAAGCAUCUGCAGCUUGAUGCGGCUAAUCUUGUCUCCGAUGGUUGCUGGCGACAGCUUUUUAUGAAACUCGGCUCUCAAUUGGAAGGAUUGAAACUCUCGAACCUCGACUCUUCUUUCGAUGACGAGACUGUCAUAACCCUCAGCAAACAGUGUCCAAACCUUCGUCGGUUGAAGUUGAAUCAUUGCUGGAAAAUUGGAGACGAAGCACUUGUUUCCUUGGGAAACCUGUCCAACCUUGAGCAUCUCUCGAUCAAUUUACUGCGAGAUGUACAACAGGCGAAUGUUGUCAAUCUUGUUGAUAAACUCGGACCCAAACUGCGCACUUUUUCUCUACAAGGCUUUCACGAUUGUGACGAUAAGCUACUAGACACAAUACAUACGCGCUGUUCUCGGCUUGAGAAGUUGCGAUUAUCUGAUAAUGCGAUCUGUACCGACAAGGGGUAUGUGAAUCUCUUUAUAGGAUGGUCAAAUCCGCCUCUAAAGUUUGUUGACUUGUCGUCCACUCGCGAUGUCGACAACUCUAAUCCGGAUGGCCCAGAGGAACCUGUUGGUCUUGCGUCAAAUGGCUUCAUCGCUUUGAUGGACCAUUCAGGCUCGAAGCUAGAGAAAUUGAAUAUCAGUUCCUGCCGGCAUAUUUCUCGUGAUGCCUUUGAGAAGGUGUUUGCUGACGAUCGGACUUAUCCAGCGCUCAGGGAAUUUGAUAUUUCCUUCCACACGGUCAUGAACGAUUUUAUUGUAGCAUCAAUCUUUAAAUGCUGUCCUGCCUUGCGGAAACUAACGGCAUUUGCUUGUUUCAAUGUCGUCAAUGUCCACGUUCCAGCAGGAGUGGCGUUGAUUGGUGGUCUUCGAGCUCGAGACUCGAUUAUAGUUGAAGGAGAUUUCUAA
Messenger RNA from Talaromyces marneffei, 1989 nucleotides. RefSeq lists its product as uncharacterized. The record is from RefSeq and is a predicted model, not a curated record. Lineage: Eukaryota; Fungi; Ascomycota; Eurotiomycetes; Eurotiales; Trichocomaceae. Gene Ontology annotation, cellular component: SCF ubiquitin ligase complex. Gene Ontology annotation, molecular function: protein binding. The coding region runs from base 1 to 1989 and encodes 662 amino acids. Gene Ontology annotation, biological process: SCF-dependent proteasomal ubiquitin-dependent protein catabolic process. The transcript has 8 exons.